Rhopalosiphum maidis (corn leaf aphid) is the source of this 1633-nucleotide messenger RNA. RefSeq names its product serine, glycine and glutamine-rich protein (gene TwdlT). The record is from RefSeq and is a predicted model, not a curated record. Bases 135 to 1133 code for a protein of 332 amino acids. NCBI's taxonomy places the organism in Eukaryota, Metazoa, Arthropoda, Insecta, Hemiptera, Aphididae. The transcript is spliced from 2 exons.
UGUCCGUUUCCCAGGUGUAUAAGAAGCGUCGUUAACUUUAGCUCAUCAUCAGUUAGCCGUUCUACCGUGAGUGAACAACUAUCAGUUUAUUCUAGUGGUGCAUUUGUGUUUAGCUUGUGUUCAAAAUAUCCAGCAUGAUGAAAACACACUUUGUAGUGUUGGCGUCGCUCGCGACAUUGGCACUGGCCAGACCCGAAGCUGGAUACUCUUACAGCUCACCAUCCUCGUCAGGUGGCUACUCUGGAAGCACCGGCCUGAGCUUCUUGGGCGGCGGUGGCGGCGGUGGUUACUCAGGCGGUGGCUCCAGCGGUUACGCUAGCGGAAGCUCCGGCUACGCCAGCGGUAGCUCCGGUUACUCCAGCGGCCCAAUCAGCACUGGUUACUCCAGUGGCCCGGUCAGCUCUGGUUAUUCCAGCGGCCCAAUCAGCUCUGGUGGAUAUUCUGGCGGUGGACACUCAGGCGGUGGUUCCGGAUACUCUAGCGGUGGUUCUGGAUUCUCCAGCGGUGGUUCCGGAUACUCCAGCGGUGGUUCUGGAUUCUCCAGCGGUGGUUCUGGAUUCUCUAGCGGUGGUUCCGGAUUCUCAUCUGGCUUCAACUACGCCCCGGCCGCCCCAGUCGUCCAGAAACACAUCUACGUGCACGUUCCACCCCCAGAACAAGAAUACGUCGCACCCCAACAAAUCCAACAGGUCGCCCCACCCCAGAAACACUACAAGAUCAUCUUCAUCAAGGCCCCAACCCCACCAACCCCAACCGCCCCGAUCAUACCACAAGUACAACAAGACUCCGAGAAGACCUUGAUCUACGUUUUGGUCAAGAAACCCGAAGACCAACCACAAAUCUCCAUCCCGACACCGGCACCAACCACGCCAUCCAAACCGGAAGUAUACUUCAUCAAAUACAAGACCCAAAAGGAAGCCGGCGGUUACGCUGGCAGCUCCGGCUCGUCCAGCUUCAGCGGACCCACAUCGGCUGGUGGCUACAGCGGUGACUCAGUCGGCCAUUCCGGCAUCUCAUCCCUGUCCUCCAGCGGCCCAGGCUCCAGCUACUCUAGCCCAUCGGCGAGUUACGGAUCCCCGAGCGCCAGCCCAUCGGCCAGUUACGGUGCCCCAAGUUCCGGCGGAUCUUACUAGGGUGCUCCAGACGAACGUGAUUUUAUAAUAUAUUGUCAUCCUUGCGUACACGCUUCGCGCCGACGACCGCGGGAAACCGUUGAUUGUUACUUUUCCACGGUCGAUGAAUAUUUCAAGAAGCGUGGCCACCCUCCACUCACAAUGCUCCCCCAAACAUCCCCUCCCCAUAUCUCCUUAAUACUACAUCCCUAUCCUCAAUUCCGGUGCUCCUCCCUCCCAAAAAAUGCGAUUGUAACAUAUUAUAUAAUAUCCAUGUAAACUAUUUUAUUUGUGUUUUAUAUUUUUUAUUUUUUUUUUAACGAAAAUCGCGAUUUUAUAUUAUAUUUUUAUUAUUUUUUUUAUUAGACUCAAGCUCAAUUUCUAAACGCGUACAUGCAAUAUAAUACGCUAUCGUAAUUUUAAUAGCUGACUUAUAUUAGAACACAUAAUAAUUAUAAUAAUAUUGUUGUCAUGAUUUAUAUUAAUACGAAAUAUACAAUUCAAUUUUUUUAUAAUUUUCA